UUUUACUUUUGUGCAUUUCAGCCUAAGCACGAGAAGGCAGUCAUUCGUCGGAAAGGUCAAGUACGUGAAAUGCGACAAGCUACAUCGAACUAUGGCGGUGAAUCUACUGGUAUUAGAGCCAACACUAGUCGGAGUGUUCGGUUAAAAAACUAAACUUUUAGUUGCUAUUGUAAGGGCAAACAAGAUUAUAAGCUGCUUAUUUCUGUGACUUCCUUUCAAGAUCUUCAGAGGGUCUCCCGGUGCAACCUUGGAGUUACCCAUUUUACGAGGAUAUUUAGAGUGUACCUUUCAGCUGCUGGAUAUGAACAACCAGUUUUGCGCAGUCUGAACCGGUUGUACCAUUCUGUGAAACGGCUGGUAUAGAGCUUGUGGUACCUUGCGAGUGGCAUGGUCAGCUUUACCUCCCCUACCAGCACCACCCUUUCGCGCAACUGCAAGCGCAAUGAAGUGCACACUGCUUUACCAUGUGUCCCUUCCAGUCCAUCAUCAUAUGAUUUGCUUGGUCUAAUGUGGGCUCCCUGUAAAUGAAAUUCUGAUAAGUUCCAUGUCUAGAUACCGGUGAGCUCGGUUGGCCUCUUCAUUCACGCCAGUUUCUAAUGAAGUCUAAGUCAAUCUCUAUCUCUCUUGUGUCACUUUGAUUCAGGUCCAGUAAAGCGGGAUUUUCCAUGUGAAUCCCACAGACAAUGUGGAGUCUCUGUCAGUGAUCCUUACUUUAUUUCAUGAUCUGGUCAAGGAAUAGGAGUUACCCAACUAGCACAAAGUAUGGCCUCAAUCAAAAGCACAUCUUCAGCCAAAAGUGGAGAACCUUAAGCUCUCUUCAUUGGUGCCAUUCCAGUCCAGGCGAUAGGAAAUGUAAGAUUACUGAUCGUCAUGGACGGGUUUUGAGGCUGCAACUCUGGGAUGUGAAUUUACUAAUGGAGUAAGAUUGGCAAGCUCGCGUUCAGUUUCCUACGCACGCUAGACGUGCGUAAAGGUCACUUUGAAGCAUGACUCAGAUUAGAUAGUCCUGCAAGCUUCCAGGAAACAAAUCUGCGACAUGAUCGCACAACUGUUGAAAAGAAGAAUUGGACCUCAGUCUCAACUCAGAUUGUGUUGCACGUUGAGCCGAUUGAUGAAGAUUGAGUUCACAUCAAAUUUCGGUUGAGAUGGUUCAAGUGAAGCUCGUAACAUCUCUCUUUUUCACGGCCUUCGUAUCAUUGACUUAUCGUGGAUUUCCCAGUUCAAAGUCACGUCAAUUGGCUCCAAUGUGAGGCUAAGGAACUAUUAUUGUCUUCAAUAUUGAGUUGCUGAUCCUCGAACCUAAAUUGAAUUCUAGAGAGUUGCAGAUUCUCUGGAGUCUUUGAAUAUGCAUCGAUGCAAAGUUGGGAGGAUUCAAUGUGGAACUGUUACAUUCUGACAAUCCACAUUGAGGGAGGGAUUAAACAACUUUCCUGCGAGAGAACUUUUUUUUUGUGAAAAUAGUUUAGAACGUUGGAAGCUAGUCCGAAGGUGUUGAGCGCGCAGGCAUAAUAUAAUGCCUGAGAAUGAUGUAAUGGAGACAAGAGGUGAUUAUUAGGGCCUGUGGUCACUGAUAGACACGCGUUUAGAACAAUACCUCUCAUAGGAAGUUCCAGCAUUAAACUUCAAAUAUUUUGCUGGGUGCAGAAUAGUACUUUUCUGUCAAUCAUCUCUUAAUCUCAGAUCAUGCACAGAUAGAGUGGAACAAAAGAUAAGAAAACUAUGCUUUUGUUGACGUCGUCAGCCACGUAGAAUCGUCAAAGAUCGUGUGGGCAUCAGGCGUCGAUUGGUGAAAUAGAUUCCAUUCGAAGGAAGCAGCUCCAGAAGCUACAUCAGUGCUGGUCACUGUGGCUAGGAUUUUGAAUGAAUUGCCCAGAGUUAAUCACGGAAUCCGGACAUGCGGAAUGCCAUAACAGUGUAGCCACAGUUCAAGUUUGUAAGAAAUAGAGCAAAUUAGCUGACAGGUUUUUCUGCUCACUAAUCACCGAGUGGCAGCCUAAUACCGCUUGAAAAAAUAGUAACAGAAACUAUUAUCGCAACUGAAAAUGGUGGCAAAAUGCACACCGUAAUCGAGACUGAUGUUUAAAUUAGUUUUUGAGCUGGAUUGUAAUGUUGCAUAUUUUUCUAAACAUGGUCAACAUGUGGAAUGAACCGUUUUCGUCAAGUCUAACUUCCAAAGGAUUCCAAGCAUGUCUGCAAUGGCCACGCAUAUAAAACUGAACUUUAAGUCUUGCAGUCAACAGCACUACAGUAACGUGGUCCACAGAUAAUCACCAAGAGUCAUUGAAAUCCGGGCUUAGGAUGGAAUCGUGGAUCGUCAAGGCCAUCAGCUGCUUCCAGCUUCGAUAAUUGGCCACUCUAUUCACAGAAUUGGGCAACACUAGUCACAAGCGAGGGGGUAGCCCGGGGAAGAUUCUAACUGUAAACUCACAAAGUUAGAAGUUCCACAAUCCAAUUUUGCAUCCAAGCAUCUGUUAGUUUUUUAUGCUGUAACGAUCCAAACCGUUUUAAACCGGAAAUAACGUACCCACCUCCAACUGCUGUUCCUGCACCUGUUCAAACUUAACCGGUGGAUAAAACUAGGGAGACUCAAUUUUUUCUGUUUUCUUUUUUAUUUAACAGUUUGUUUGUGCUUCUAAAGUUGGCAACAGUGGAAGGAUGCACAACGAAAGAUUGCGAACAUGGGGCAUGAUUGUUUCCUCGUUUUGUGGCCUUACGAGCUGCGCUCGCCUCCUCUUCGGCACCAUUUUAUUAUUUGCUUGUUCCCGGCAACUUUUGUCGAUCACAAGCGCCCACGAGCAUUGUGGCGGAAUAAACGAUGCGAAGCUGCUUCGAAUCUCACCUCGUUUGCAACACCAGCGACUUCAAAUUUUAAUUGAGGGGAAACACUGGGUUGAGCUAGUGAUCGCUAAUAAGUAGAGCGAGUGAUGGUUGAGAAAUACUGUUCGUUUCAAUGGAGUGAUGCCUUGGAAACCACCAGCCCUUAUUUGCCUGCAUGGAUCCGCUCCAAUAGCUCGAGAACAAGUAGAGAAAAUUCCAUUCUUCUGAGGUUUAUGUGUUAAAUCCUUUCACCCAAUGGGCCGUGUUAAGGUUUCAUUCACAUGUCCCUUCGAAUUGAAGGUUUUGUGACUUUUGUGUGUGUAAUAUCAUGGGUACAUUUGGUACACUUGAUCUGGAUAUUAAAUUAGAAAUUUCUGGAAAGAACAAUGAUUAAUUUAUUUUGUUUAGUGGAAUGUAGUGUUGAAAGGUACAUUGCAUUUAUCAUGGUAUCAAGCAGGCGGUGAGGAAGAGAAAAGAGUUUUUGUUGAAGGCCAAUAUUUUUCCAAAUAGAUUUUUAUUCUAAUUGUUGAAAUUUUUUACACCUACAGUGAUGGAACUUUGAUGGGUCUAAUAGUCAAAGACAUGCCUAAAUCUAUGAAGCAAUGAGGAACACCUGAUUUUUUUUGUAUAGAGUUACAAAAUCAAGAUGGUUUUGUUAUUAAAGGUUCUGUGAGAGCAUAUCCAAGUUCUAUCGAAAAACUCUGGCGUAAGAAGAUUCAUAGGAUAUUCAUGAGAUACCCAGAUUAUUGAAAAUAAAUUAAUACACCCAUUGACCACCACACCCAAUUAAGGAACAAGAGUAACUUCAUAUUACCAAAGGAUCUUGACAAUAAUUUCAUUCCUUAAAAUUUAGAAAUAAAGUCAAGAAAAAUGUAUGAUGUUGAAUUCUGUAGUGUUCUGAAGAAUUGAUACACUUAUCUGUUAUAUAAAAUAGCAUAUAAAAACAUAAAGAUGCCUUCUCGUUGGUUGAACAUGAAUGGAGGGAAUGGAUGGUUGGAUCGAUGCUGGUGCGGCAAGCCAGGCUCCUGAUAUCUUGCGUCCAAGAUCCCUGGGACCCUGCCGACUGCCCUCGUUGCCUGCGGUGCGUCGAUGUCCAGGUCGCUGCCCCUCUUCCCGAUCCCAGAGGACAAGGAAUCACGGAGAAUGAACAAUGCGCAGGGAGUUGCGGUUGGAGCGAGAAUGAUUGACGGGGGCGAGAGAGUGUCUGUUCGUGGCGGGUUCCUGGUUAUCAUCUGCCUGUAGAACCGUCGGGAGGGACAUGCGAAAUGAGCUCCCAUUUCCCAGGAGAUCAACACGUGGAUCCGAAAUUCUUCCCCGUUAUUUGCGACGACUCUAGAUCCCUUUUCCGUAUAGGGAAGCACAAAUAAAGAGCCAUCUCAUUGGGGAUAAGUAGACGCCCCGAUGCAUAACUUUGGGAAAGAGGAGUGAACUUGAAGGGAUCCCCACAGUUUGAGUCAAAUCACAAGGCACCCACAUUCGGAGAUCGUCGUCUAUUAUUGUUGCUAAUCCUCGGCAGAAACAAUCUAAGUUUGGGAUUGUGAGUGCGUCGAGUGCGACAGCCUCGUGUGUGAGAUUUGUGCCUGUUGGGUGUGGUGGUCAAUGGCAACUGGCCACAUUAUGCAUCAGCGGGAGGUGCACCAGCAAGAGUGGCCUGCAAUGGCGAGCUGGGCUGCGCCUGGUGCGCAGGUGUGCGGGGGCAACACGUGGAGCAAGAGAAUGGCGAUGAAUGCCCCGGACAAUGAGUCCUGGGAGGUGCGCGCGUUCGCGGAGGACACUUGCUGCAGCGGAGCACAAUGGCCACCUCGCUCAUACUCUUGCAGUUUCUGUGGGAGGGAGUUUCGCACCGCGCAAGCGCUCGGUGGUCACAUGAAUGUGCAUCGCAGAGAGCGAGUGCACGCGAACCAGCUCGCUCAGCUCCGCAAUGCUGCCAAUGCCUCCUCACAAUCUCUUCGUGGCUCCUUGUCGGCGUCGUCGAAGGUAGGAUGUAACGAUGCGGAAGUUGCAGAGCUAUCGUGGGCCCAAUGCUACUCGAAGCCACGAUCGGCGUCGUCGGCUCCGUUGCCUCUCUCCGCACCCUCCCACACCGCGGACUUUUUAACUUCAAAAUCGGUGGACGCGUUCAUGCCCGGAGCGAAUCGAAUGAUCUCUGGUUCAGUCGUUUUCCCCUCCUCGCCUUCAGAGAAAUCAAUCUCCUCCAGCUCGUAUGAGAGGAUUCCGGACCUUGGCACCAAGCCUCUGCUCCAGAGCAUGCCAGAUUUUGUUCGUGAAGCUUUGUCCCAUUCAAGUGGGUGUCAUCCAAGUGAGAAAUCAUGGUGGAACUCCGGCUCUAAUGUGAACUUUGAAAAAAAUCCCCUACGCUUGAAUAAAGUGAUGGGGGAGCAAGAGGACAAGUUGGACCUUGAGCUCCGCCUCGGCCAAAGCUCAUGUGCUGUUUAAUUCUCCUCAAGCUUGGUGCUUCUACACAGAUUGCGCAAGCACUGCAGUCACCGGAGACAGUGCUCAUGAAAGAUCGAUCAGGUUUCAGAAACUUCUCCGGAGAAGUCAACACCACUCUCUUCGACUCGUAAAUCGUCUUCCCAAUGGACCACGUCCCAUUGCGGUCAAAAAUAUUUUAUGCCUUCAGCACGAUUUGGCCAGUUUUUUGCAUCAGUUUUGCAGGGUUCAGUACUUCGACGUACUGGAGUGAAUUAGUCACCGAGUGCAUCAGUCAGUGUUGUACGAUUUGAUUACAGAAAGGAAGAGAACGCACGUAAGUGGCUGCUUAGUGACGAACUUAAGGAGCAAAAGUGAAAUUGCGAAGCCGCUUAGCUUAAGUGUUCCGCCUUGCUCCGGCCAUGACUGUGGCUGGUGAACGUAGCUCAUCAGAAUAUUUGAUGGAACCAGUUGUUUUAUAGGAGAAGUUCCGUUUGAAAGUAACUCCCUACAUCACUUACUCACGUAGGCAAAUAGAUACAUGAUUUGAGCAUCUAUUAAAAUUAAUGUCACACUGGGUGUGCAACCUCAUUCAAAAUAACUUCAUCUGCACCGAUGAUCUUUAAACCAAUGGUCGCCGAUUUCGGCCAAUCCUACCAUGCACUUGUCUCAGCCAAGUAUUUACGUAUCACUUAUGGUGAUGGGCAGAGUUCUCCGUCCUGUGUGUGUACAUUUUAAGGAUUUUUGUCUGGAAAGAAUGUGCAUAGCUUUGAUGUAGUGCUCUGAGGACCGAUCCAAGCGACAAAAGAAGGCUCAUAAAAAAAACAAAUUCUGUUCUCCGUUAGAAAAAGGCUCAUUCACUCAACCGCAAGAGCUGGUCUAUUGGCUGAUUUUGUGCGCACAGCCUAGUUGUGUCAACUAAGUCUAUAUGAGAAGGUGCAAUCCAUGAUUCAACAAUAAAUGGUGUUCACCUGUGUAGCAAAUGUCCCUUGUAGAGCCUGAAUUGUUGUGUUGAAUGGAGAAUUUGAUGACGAGUAGAUAUGCUCUCGGAAGAACAACAUAUGUUGUGAUAAAAUCUGGGGGUACGAACAAGGCAACCAACUCAUCGGAAGAGCGCGAAAAGAUCAUGAUUCGUAAGAUCGACGUUACUUCUUACCCAUUUCUACCGCUAUACAUUCAUGUAUUUUCCACUGCCGUUCUAGCUCACUAAAGUAGUCUGUUAUUGUGAACACAAAACAUGCAUGACCCAGACAGAUUCUUUUCGAAGUGAAGGCAACAUGGCGGAUUCUGUUGAAUGAAAUUUAAAACCCUAAUCAACACAGGAGCGUAACUGAAGGCCAUGUUUAAACCAGAUUUGAAUGUAAUCUUUGAAUGGCACAACCCAAAGAAAUUCCCAACAAAAUACUGGAAUUUGAAUUGAAGAACGCAAGCAUACCU
Molecule: messenger RNA, 6666 nt
Organism: Physcomitrium patens
Lineage: Eukaryota; Viridiplantae; Streptophyta; Bryopsida; Funariales; Funariaceae
Source: RefSeq, a predicted model, not a curated record